AUGGAUAUCGACAUGAGCCGGCGAAACAAGACUCCGCGUCCCCUGACAGACUCGGAACGAGCCCGACUUGAAGAGUUUGUAGAUGCUAUUCGAUACUCUGAGAGAUAUAACGAUAGCGAAUUCGAGUACCGCCAUGUCCAGCUACCAAAGAUGAUGCUCAAGGCGAUUCCAAAGGAGUACCAUGAUUCUGCCAAGGGCACACUGAAGCUUCUCUGGGAGGACGAGUGGAGGGCCAUGGGAAUGACACAGAGUCUCGGCUGGGAGCACUACGAGGUCCAUGAGCCGGAGCCGCAUAUUCUUCUUUUCAAGCGACCUCUCAACUACCAACCUCCUCAGUGA
Trichoderma breve is the source of this 339-nucleotide messenger RNA. Its product is annotated as cyclin-dependent kinase regulatory subunit domain-containing protein. The record is from RefSeq and is a predicted model, not a curated record. Gene Ontology annotation, cellular component: SCF ubiquitin ligase complex; cyclin-dependent protein kinase holoenzyme complex. Gene Ontology annotation, molecular function: ubiquitin binding; histone binding; cyclin-dependent protein serine/threonine kinase activator activity. Gene Ontology annotation, biological process: regulation of mitotic cell cycle. Bases 1 to 339 code for a protein of 112 amino acids. NCBI's taxonomy places the organism in Eukaryota, Fungi, Ascomycota, Sordariomycetes, Hypocreales, Hypocreaceae. The transcript has 4 exons.